This is a messenger RNA of Pogoniulus pusillus (Red-fronted tinkerbird), 2499 nucleotides long. RefSeq names its product proline dehydrogenase 1 (gene PRODH). The record is from RefSeq and is a predicted model, not a curated record. Gene Ontology annotation, cellular component: mitochondrion. Gene Ontology annotation, molecular function: proline dehydrogenase activity; FAD binding. NCBI's taxonomy places the organism in Eukaryota, Metazoa, Chordata, Aves, Piciformes, Lybiidae. The transcript has 14 exons. Bases 93 to 1724 code for a protein of 543 amino acids.
CUCCCCGCGGGGCCGCUCCACCGCCGGCCGGGGACGGGGGGGCGCGGCCGCUGCGGCCGCCGAUCCCCCCGCGGGACCCGCCGCCGCCCGUCAUGAACUUCGGGGACCCGGAGGAAGCGUUCCGCAGCAAGAGCGGCGCCGAGCUGCUGCGGGGGCUGCUGGUGCUGGGGCUCUGCGCCGUGGAGCCGCUGGUGGAGCACAACCGGGAGCUGCUGCAGCUCUGCCAGCGGGUGCUGGGGCAGGCGACGUUCGAGCGGCUGAUGAAGAUGACCUUCUACGGGCAGUUCGUGGCCGGGGAGGACCAGGAGGCCAUCAAGCCGCUCCUCCGGCACAACCAGGCCUUCGGCGUGGGCGCCGUGCUGGACUACAGCGUGGAGAAGGACCUGGACGCGGAGCGCUCGGAGCGGCACUCCGGCACCUCUGCAGCCGAGAUGAUGAGAGGAGCAGAGCAAAGGGAGAGGCAGCAGCGAGCCCAGGCAGGCGCUGGGGGGCGCGGUGGGGCCAGCAGCACCCACACCUACGGCCACGCUGAUGAGGCCAAGUGUGACCAGCACAUGGAGAUCUUCCUGCACUGCAUCGAUGCCUCGGGCGGCAGCUCAGAGAACGGCUUCUCGGCCAUCAAGAUGACAGCGCUGGGCAGACCUCAGUUCCUGGUGCGGCUCUCGGAGGUGCUGGUGAAGUGGAGAAGGUUCUUCCACCAGCUGGCUGUGGAGCAGGGCCAGGCUGGGCAGCCAGCACUGGGCAUCAAGCUGGAGCUGGAGAAGCUGCAGGAGGCCUUGGCCAACCUUGGCGUCGCCACCAAGGAGGAGAGCCAGCAGUGGUUCACAGGAGAGAAGCUGGGCAGGAGUGGCACUGUGGACCUGCUGGACUGGAACAGGCUGGUCGACAUCCAGACCAAGCUCACCAGGCGCCUGGUCGUGCCCAACGUGCAGACCAGGCAGCUUGAGCCUCUGCUGUCACGCUUCACCGAGGAGGAGAACCUGCAGAUGCAGAGGGUGCUGCAGCGGUUGGAGGUCCUGGCCAAGAGAGCCACAGAGAAGGGCGUGAGGCUGAUGGUGGACGCAGAGCAGAGCUACUUCCAGCCAGCCAUCAGCCGGCUGGCGCUGGAGACGCAGCGGCGCUUCAACGGGCACCAGCCCAUCGUCUUCAACACCUACCAGUGCUACCUGAAGGAGGCUUAUGACAACGUGACGGUGGACGUGGAGCUGUCCCGCCGGGAGGGCUGGCACUUCGGUGCCAAGCUGGUCCGUGGUGCCUACAUGGAGCAAGAACGGGAGAGGGCAGCCAGGAUCGGCUAUGAGGACCCUGUCAACCCCACCUACGAGAAGACCAACGAGAUGUACCACAGGUGCCUGGACUACCUCCUGGAGGAGAUCGGGCAGAGCAGGAAGGCCAACGUGAUGGUGGCCACCCACAACGAGGACACUGUCAGAUUCACCCUGCGCAGGAUGGUGGAGCUCGGGAUCCACCCCUCGGAGAAGAAGGUGUGCUUCGGGCAGCUGCUGGGCAUGUGCGACCACAUCACCUUCCCCCUGGGCCAGGCGGGGUUCCCGGUGUACAAGUACGUGCCGUACGGGCCGGUGCGGGAGGCGCUGCCCUACCUGUCGCGGCGGGCGCAGGAGAACAGAGGCUUCCUGCAGCGGGCGGCGCGGGAGCGGGACCUGCUCUGGCGGGAGGUCAAGCGGCGGCUCCUGGCCGGGAGCCUCUUCAGCCCCGGCCGCUAGCCCCGGCCGUGCCCCCAGCCCGGCGCCCGCGUCCCAGCUCUGCUGCGGCUCCCCCUCUGCCCCGGGGGGGGACUCGUCCUUGCUGCUGUUUGAACCUCGUAGCCCUUCUGGAGGGCGCUGCUGCAGGGAUGCCCACGGGAUGCCCAUGGGAUGCCCCCCACUGUGCCAGGGGCGCUGCAGCUGUGCCCGCCCUGGGGGCUCGGAUGGGGCUCCCUGUCCCUGAGGUUUCCCCUUCGGAGCUCGCAGGAGGAGAUUUGGCUGCCUGCUUGGUGCCAUAGGCUCAGGUCCAGGGGGGCUUGGACACAAGCUGACCUCAGCCAGAAGCUCCUCUGGCCCUGCCAGGGCUUGGGCUCUUGCAGCUCCACGGAGGCAGAUGCCAAAGCAGAGCCCACAGUGCCCUGUGGAGUGGGCAGAGUCUGCCCCCAGUGCCCAUCCCCAGGGCAGCCACCGCUUGCCUGCUCACCAGCUUUGCACUGACCAGACCUGGGCUGGUCCUGGGCAGGACCAAGCUCUCUGCCAUCCACUGGGCUAAGAAGAGCCAAAGCUGCCUGGAGUUGCCCAUCCUCGGACGCACAUCAGAGGGCUGUCCCUGCCCUGUCCCUGCCCUGUCCCUGCCCUGUCCCUGCCCUGUCCCUGCCCUGUCCCUGCCCUGUCCCCUGCCCGUGUUGCAGGCAGGGCUGGUGGCUGUGGCAGCACAGGAGCCAGGCCACAGCUCAGCUCUGCUCUACACUGGAUCUGUAGAGGAUGGUGAUGAUUAAAUCAGACCUGUUCUUGC